This is a messenger RNA of Lytechinus pictus (painted urchin), 3087 nucleotides long. RefSeq lists its product as uncharacterized. Lineage: Eukaryota; Metazoa; Echinodermata; Echinoidea; Temnopleuroida; Toxopneustidae. The transcript has 9 exons. Bases 252 to 1655 code for a protein of 467 amino acids. The record is from RefSeq and is a predicted model, not a curated record.
CUUGAACCACAGAGGAUAUGAAAGUGGAAGUAUCCUCACACGGAGCGCCCGAAAUCAUGACUUGUGAAACAAACACCCCGUUUGAAAGCAAGACAUUGAGCACACUGAGCCAAUAAAAGUGAAACUUCAUUGUGUGCCAACUCUUAAUAGUCACUUGAUAAGACAAGCUUCUGACCAACAACCAAUAUAGGUCGUUGUGUCUCAAUCGAAACAGUUUUUACAUUUCGAUAGAGUUUGUGUUGAAGCAGACCAUGGGCGCCAAAGGGUCAAAGAAGUCAACCAUUGACAAUGCUGACCCCGGAAGUGGUCUAGCAGGCAAUGGUCAGCGGGACGAAACGCCUUCAGGCGAUCCUAAGCCUUCGGUUGAGACCGGGAGAGAUGCGGCUGUGAGCUCCACCGAAGCGGUUACAGCAACCCAAGCGGUUGAGACGUCGGGUGCGCAGGGAGCCUCAGGAGGUGCAGGCACGACUCCAGCUACGGAGUCCAGUAAGAAGGAAGCCACGACGGACAUUCUUGAUACAACAGGGAGCUCAGAAAAAGCGAUUUUUCCAGCUCACUGGAUUGGUUUUCGAGAGAUAUUCGUACAGUACAUUCCUGGUAAACCCUACACUCUCACCGAGUUCGGUGCCCAUCUUUACUCCUCUAAUGGACUGCAUGGACGCCAUGAGUUCAGGGCUAUCGACGGGUCAGGAUUGGCUAAAAAGGUUGGAUUGAGAUUCUGGGCUGGUGUUAAAUCAACACCGGUGUUUGCAGUGCACUGGACGGUCUAUCCACCCUUACUGUGUGCAUACAGAAACCGUGACGUCCUUUUAACCAUCAACAACCUAACCUCGGGUUUGACCAAUUCGAGUCCUCUGGCGAUUCUGGAAUGUUUUACGGACAUUGGACCCAACAUAUGCUUGGUGGUUGAGCGGAACGGAAAUGAAACGUGGCUGUUUGCUUUUCAUCUAGACGAAGAAGGCAAUCGACCGAUCGUCAAGGAGCUCUUCACCCAUAAGUUCGACCAUCACGUCAGGACGUUUACUUUUCUCGUGAUAAUUCCUCCCGAGGCAGCGUUCGAUGUGGCUGCUCAGUAUGCGUACGAAUCUUCCGCACCCGUCCAGAUAAUACUCAAAGAAGAUGACCAUUACAUGGAGAUCGAUACCGAGAAGGCGACCUUUGUGCCAGCAUCGCAAACUUUAACUUUGAACUUCUACGAAAGAAUUGACAAAAGGAAUGAGGUCGGCGAAGGGGGCAUCCCCGUUGCCAUUUCGACAUCGACGCCGUACCACAACGUCGAGAGGGACGCCGAGUCUGGAAGCUACUGCCACGACCCAAUGUGCGUCGAAGGCGUCUCCGAAGGUCCUUUGGGUGUCGUUGUUUUUCCAUACUGGAUGACGGAACGGGGCACUGUGAUUCCACAGAAUAACAUGUUCUUCCUCAGUAGUCUUGCUCCAACAGGUGAUGCUGUGUUCGAGGCUGCAAACACUCAAGAAGAACUCUACAUGGUAUCAUCAGUCUAUAACCAAGACCCAGGUGUGUUGAUUGCUAGCCUUGACAAAUCCAGCGCCGACUUUAGAGUAAUUCAGUUAGAUUCGGGAAGUCAGACGUCACUCAAGGACAUUUUCUCGAGGCUUGCCGAUCCAGAAAAACGACCGGAAUAUCCUAGUCUGUAGUAAUGUUUGUUGAUGUUGUUGAUGAUUAAAGGUAUAUUGUUUAAAUUUGUGAGCAGCCGAUUUAAAAAAUUCUUAAACCAAGAUGAAACAUGUGUACAAGUGCAUGUAUUAGAACUAAUAAACCCUGAAAACAACCAUUAUUGAGAAAGCUAAAACUACAAGGCAAACCCUGAUUUUGUAAAUAGGCGUCUUAUAGAUGCCUAAAUGGUACACAUAAGUGUAUGGGAUGGAAUUAAGAUGUUGUUUCCGGUCACUUUGUAAUACAAUUUUUGAAGCACUAGAUAAGUAUUUUCGAACGCAAUUUUUUCUGGGCUUCAUUUUUGUAACAUAUCACAGACACAGGUGACAAGUGUGACCUUCUAGCUCAGAUUUUUUAAAGUCAAACCAAUGUUAACCAAUCACUUUAAAAUAGAAAUAGUUACAAGAAAGAGAUUAUGAUAGAAAUAGAAGGGGAGGGGAAAGAUGGGGAAAAUCAGAAAUGAAUACAAAUUUAUUGUACUUUUUUAUAUGGUGUGUGGAAAUAAUUAUAACACUGUUAACAUGGUUAAGAAACCCCUGAAUUUACAGCAAAAACAAGAUUUUGCAGAAAGCAAUAACAGAAUCAUUCUAUAUUUCAUAUAGUUUUGAUAAAGGGUCAAUAAUGUAAACUUUCGGCCCCUACUUCAGUAUCAUCUAACAUUUCAACUUUUUCAAACUGCCAAAGGUUUGAGGAAAAAUCAGUCAAAAACGAAGGAAUAAGAAAUUAUUAGGUGUUUUAAGUAUUUGAUUUGUGACGUCAUAUGCGAGCAUCUUUUUCCACAUAUCAAAUAAUCAAUGAAAAAUAAUUUCCUCAGAAAGUUGAGAAUGGGUUUUACUGUGCCUUCAAUAUAUCAAUACACAAAUAAUUUCACACACCUGUUCCUAAAAAGAAACAAAAUAUGUCUUCACGAAAUAUCAAAGAUUUUAAUUCAUACAAUCAUUAAAAUAUUACAAAGCAUUUGGGGAUCCUGCUCGUUUAUGACGUCACAAAUUCCAAAAAAACCCAGCAUAAUGAAACAGUAAAAUAUAUCGAUGAAAGUUUAAGAAAUUAAUAUUCAUCACACGUUAAGGAAGGUAUUAGAAUUUCAAGUUAUUCACUGUAAAAACUGUGGUGUUAAAACUGACACCAAUUGGUGUUAAUAGAGGACCACACCCUGAGGUGUUAAAAUAACACCCUAGAGAUUGAACAUAACACCAAAGAGUGUAAAUGUAACAACCAUAGGUGUUGUAAUAACACCUACAGGUGUAAAACUAACACCACCAAUUUAACACCGGUGUAAAAUAAUUGGUGUGGUCCUAUAUGUACACCUGUUAACACCACAGUUUUUGCUGUGUUUAUUUGUGACGUCAUAGUUAUACGAGCAGCUGCUCCAUGUGAUACGUACUAUGAAAUACAUAAAUUUCAAGGUUUUAA